AUGAAUACGUCUGUUGUUGACGACUUAUUAUCAUCUGUCACUUCUUUGAAAGAUAAUACCGCAUUGAAAGAUAAUAACACAUGGGAAAAAUUUCAAGAAGAAGCCGAAAAGAUAUGCAAAUACAUGGAACCACAUCGGUUCUGGAAAGAACAAGCAUUCGUAGAGAUGUUACAGGAAGCAAAGGGCGCUGAUCCAGAUUUCCGUGGUCCGUUUGAAAUAAUCACGAAUUUCUUGUACCUGGGAGAUGCACUAACAGCAGCGUCACCCCAACGACUCAGAAGCUGUGGAAUCCGAUACAUCAUAAAUAUCUCGUGCUUAGAUAAUUUUUUUGAGAGAGAAGAGCAGUUGGUUGAGUAUCCGGGGAUCGAACCUUUUCGAUAUUUACGCAUUGUUAUUCAAGAUACUUAUGAUGUUGAUAUUCGACAGUAUUUUGAUAUAUGUGCAAAGUUCAUAAAUAUGGCACGAGACGAACACGAGAAAGUCUAUGUACACUGUUAUGCAGGAAGAAGUAGAUCAGUAACAAUCAUCUUGGCGUAUUUAGCAUCGAUUGGACGAUGGAACAUCGAUGAUGAGUUAAAGCAAAUACAAACUUUGCAUUAUUCGUAUUGCCAACCUAACAGCAAUUUCAUGUCGCAGUUAUACGAAUAUGUAAAUUAUUUGAAAAAGCCUUCUUCUUCCCCGACUCAAGAAAGUAGUUCUUCUGUGGUGUCUUCUGUCGUGAUAAAAACACGGGUUUAUGAAAAGCUCAAUUUGGAUGAAUAA
This is a messenger RNA of Ambispora gerdemannii, 762 nucleotides long. Lineage: Eukaryota; Fungi; Glomeromycota; Glomeromycetes; Archaeosporales; Ambisporaceae. The record is from the annotation of a GenBank genome assembly.